Molecule: messenger RNA, 4521 nt
Organism: Silurus meridionalis
Lineage: Eukaryota; Metazoa; Chordata; Actinopteri; Siluriformes; Siluridae
Gene: stk3
Product: serine/threonine kinase 3 (STE20 homolog, yeast)
Exons: 11
Coding region: 180-1661 (493 amino acids)
Biological process (GO): regulation of MAPK cascade; intracellular signal transduction; protein phosphorylation
Cellular component (GO): cytoplasm
Molecular function (GO): protein serine/threonine kinase activity; ATP binding
Source: RefSeq, a predicted model, not a curated record
UGACCCGUGCUGUGGGUUAACACCGCUUUUAGGAAUGGCGGUGAACUGAGAGGCGACCGGAAGUACAGGAAAGAAGUAACAAGCCAUGAUUUCGGAGUAUUUCCGCUAGAGGGGUAGAUAUUAUAAUUGUUAAGGAGGUUUAUUUAUUCAGUCUUUGGAGUUUUCUUUCCCUCAUCGACAUGGAGCAGCCGGUGCCUAAAAAUAAACUGAAGAAGCUUAGUGAAGACAGUCUCACCAAACAACCAGAGGAAGUCUUUGACGUCCUCGAAAAGCUGGGUGAAGGGUCCUAUGGAAGUGUUUUCAAAGCAAUCCAUAAAGAAUCAGGCCAAGUGGUGGCCAUUAAGCAGGUUCCUGUGGAGUCGGACCUGCAAGAGAUCAUCAAGGAGAUCUCCAUUAUGCAGCAAUGUGACAGUCCCUAUGUAGUGAAGUACUAUGGCAGUUAUUUUAAAAACACAGACCUGUGGAUCGUAAUGGAGUACUGUGGCGCCGGCUCCGUAUCCGAUAUUAUCCGCUUGCGUAACAAAACACUCACAGAAGAAGAGAUUGCGACGAUCCUUAAAUCCACAUUGAAAGGUCUUGAGUAUUUGCACUUCAUGCGAAAGAUCCACAGAGACAUCAAAGCUGGAAAUAUUCUUCUUAACACUGAAGGACACGCCAAACUGGCAGACUUCGGAGUGGCUGGACAGCUUACUGACACGAUGGCGAAGAGGAACACUGUGAUUGGCACGCCGUUCUGGAUGGCUCCAGAGGUGAUUCAGGAGAUUGGCUAUAAUUGCGUGGCAGAUAUCUGGUCUUUGGGCAUCACAUCUAUAGAAAUGGCGGAGGGCAAACCUCCUUAUGCAGACAUUCAUCCAAUGAGAGCGAUUUUUAUGAUUCCAACAAAUCCGCCACCAACAUUCCGGAAACCCGAGCUGUGGAGUGACGAAUUUACAGACUUUGUGAAGAAAUGUUUAGUGAAGAACCCAGAGCAGAGAGCCACAGCUACCCAGCUCUUACAGCACCCCUUUAUAACAAGUGCUAAACCGGUGGCCAUUCUGAGGGACCUGAUCACAGAAGCGAUGGAGAUGAAGGCAAAGAGACAACAAGAGCAGCAACGUGAGCUGGAAGAGGAGGAUGAAAACUCUGAGGAGGAGGUAGAGGUGGAUUCUCACACCAUGGUGAAGUCUGGCUCAGAAAGCGCCGGCACCAUGAGAGCAUCAGGCACUAUGAGCGACGGCGCUCAGACCAUGAUUGAGCAUGGUAGCACCAUGCUGGAAUCAGACCUGGGCACCAUGGUCAUCAACAGUGAUGAUGAAGAUGAUGAUGAAGAUGUGGGCUCAAUGAGGAGAAACCCGACAGUGCCGCAAGGCCAGCGCCCAUCUUUUAUGGAUUACUUUGACAAGCAGGAUUCAAACAAAGCACAACAAGAGGGUUACAAUCACAACCAGCAUGACCCUUACCAUAUGCCCAAAACAGCUUUUCCAGACAACUGGAAAGUACCACAGGAUGGAGACUUUGAUUUUCUGAAAAAUCUCGACUUCGAGGAGCUACAGAUGCGCCUCAGUGCUCUGGACCCCAUGAUGGAGCGCGAAAUCGAGGAGCUUCGGCAGCGUUACACGGCAAAGCGGCAGCCUAUUCUCGAUGCCAUGGAUGCCAAGAAGCGCCGGCAACAAAACUUCUAGGACUGAUUCCGAGAAAGAAAGCAAGUAAAAUUCAGACAACAAAAAGAACUGGCAGGCCAGAUUAUGUCCCCAAUUAGAGUCUUAUAUUGUUUCACUCCUGAUUGCUGAGCCUCUUACUGUUUGCCCUCAGCUGCUGAUUAGCCACAAGAGCAUCUGGCUAAGUAUUAGAAUGCUGUUUUACUUUAUUUCUAAGGAAUCUAUCUGAGGCCUGAGCCUUGGAUUGCACGCCGUACAAGUACACAAGUACAGCAACGAACGAGAAGAUAAGUGUCAAGGCGAAGAUAGAAAUUGUGAAGGUUUUUAUUUAGCGCACUCAUCUAAUCGAUCUCUACACUUCUUCAAAUCUGAAUUGAACGGAAUAGAAGACAGGAGGUGUUAAUGUCCUUUUUUUCUCUAUAAAUGACAUCAUGUAAUACUGCAACAUGGCUGCAGUCUGGAGCCAUGAUCUUUAUCGUUAUGUCUGAGUCCCACUUUGUACUGAGGUGUUUUGUGCUGUUGUUUAUACCAAUAGCAAUUCUGUUUAUCGUAAACUCCAGUGAACAAUAUGUUAAAGCAUAAUAACACACAGUAACUGGUAGAUUUGUAUCUGGAGCAGAAAUGUUAGAUUAGGUUUAAAGCAUUACUAAAACAUAAUUAAAACCUCUGCAGAGGUGCCAACAUUUCUAACAGAAAUGAGACAAGCAGCAGAAAAGAUUAAAAGCCUAAAAAAUUAACAGCUGCUCCAUAAAUUUUUUUUCAGCAAAUCAGACCGCAUCACCGAAUUGUUUUCUAUGUAGACGUUCAUAACGCAGGUGCAAAAAGAAAGUAAUCACUCCUAGGAGUAAAUGUGUGUCUUUUCAUAUUUCACAGUACUUUCCCUUUGGUAAAUUGGCUGUUCUGCUGGGUGAAACAUUUUUAUUCACGUUUUGUCAGAUUUAUCGGAAAGAAAAGACCCACACCUAUGCUCAGGUAUCUCCAAUUUAGCAUUAACAAGGAGUAAACAAAAUGUAAAUCUCUGUCUAAACCAGGCAUUCCAAAACUCGGCGUCAUGACCUCAGAUGGGGAGCAAUUAAAAAAAUUGUCCGCUAAUAAAUUGAAAUGUUACUGGGAGUGACAUUCAGACGCAUCAUGGUUAAAAUUAUAUGUAAGCUUCAUUUUAUGUUAGUGUUUGUCUUUAUAAUGAUGUGCUGCACUAGCGUAGUUCAGCAAUAAAAAUAAGCAAAUAUUACCCCGUGUAUCUGCCUUUACAAAACAUCACAAAUCAUACACUUUGUGUACUUUAGUGUGGUUAUUGCGUACAAACAAAAACAGGUUGGAUUUUAAAAACGUCGAACCUACCGUAAAACUCUGGUUCAGGAAUUUUCUAGAUUACUAAAUCAGAAUAUUUUUUUGGUUUAGAGAUGCAGCCCAUGAGAGUAAUCAUAAUAACAACAGUAGAACUUUUGGGUAAAAUCACUAUAUAUUAUACAGUCUGACCUGAAGGACGUAGGUGUUAUGGCUCAGACGUCCCAUCAAACGAGUUUUGCUUUUAAAUCAUCCAUAUCCGCACAACAUACACACCAGGUGUAUGAACAACGCCGCCACUCGCAUAACCACUACUUCUGCACACAAAUGAAAUCAUGUGUCGAGUAUAAACCAGGCUCCUUUCAUUUACAUCUCACUAUCCUAAAUAAGAGCAUUUCCCUAUAUCUUCAAUUUACAAAUGUAGGGCAAUUAAGGCUUUUGACUAACACAUUCACAAUGUCCAUUUCAGGAAACAUUUUAGGAACGCCUGGAUAGAUAUCAGCGCCUCUGUAAUCAUGUGACUAUUUGGAUGAAUUAUGACAUGACCUACGGUUGGAUUUUAAUGAAUAAUUAAAGUAAACCAAAGACAAUCAAACUAGCUUUCAUUAGUCAACUCAGACUUGUAGUCUUAAAUGGGCUUCUUUUAGUUCAUCUGGAAUUGAUCUGAGUGAAGGGACAAGGUUUUAACUAGACAGUGCGUUUGAAGCUUGAAAUGAAUUGGAUUUAGUGAAACAAUUAUUAUACUUGUCAUCCCUACGGUUAUUAGGCUUCUGCUUAUGGACCGCACCCUAUCUCUGUAAAUAUGCAUGGAGUAUUUAAGUUUGAUUCUUAUAUUGAAUGUUACUUUUCUUGUAUUUGUCUAUUUUUUUCCCACAUUGAUUUAUUCCUAUGCUCAGUAAAACACUCCUGUAAAGAAGUGCGAAUCACACAUCCUCAGACUGGCACUUUAUCUCAGGGGUUGAUGAACAGUACUUUGUCCUGAUUGGUUGUUUUACAAUGGCAUUUCGGGUGUGUCUAUGGGACCAGCGUUACGUCGAGUGUCCGUUCCUGGUACUUGAGCAAUACAACAAACAUAAUCUCAAAAAAAUAGUUUUACCACGUAAUAAUGUAAUGAGGAGGAAACGUACACAUGGAGUGAUGAAGUACAGCUAUGUGAUGUAGAACACGGACCUUUAAAAUCAUUACCAGUUUUCCCCACUGAGGCCUAUUGUGGACAUUUUGGUAAUAUUGUCUGAAGAUAAUGUUUGGUGGAUCGCUUUGUACAAGUACUUGCUUAUGAAUUGCAUUUGAUCGUGCUUAAAAUGCCUUACUUCUGUCUUUGAUUAGUUAUAUCAUUUUCAUUCUUUCUGACAUGUAUUAUAAAACUCCACUCUAUUCUAAUUUAUUGUGCAGUUUUUAUAUCUGUUAAUAGCUGCUUUUGCAUGAAAAGCUUUCUCAAUUUCCUCACAUACAUCACAGCUCUGACUGGUGGUGUUUCCUAGUUUUCAUCUCCCCUGAAAUUAUAGAUGGAAUUUUGAGAGAGGUUUUUGUGCAAUAGAAAUGUUACACACUCCCCUGAGAGGGAAGUCUUUAAUAAACGUCACUUUCUUGUCACAAA